This is a messenger RNA of Oikopleura dioica, 2985 nucleotides long. The record is from the annotation of a GenBank genome assembly. NCBI's taxonomy places the organism in Eukaryota, Metazoa, Chordata, Appendicularia, Copelata, Oikopleuridae.
AUGCGGGAUAGAAAGUUUCCCAAGUUUCUCGUUCCCGAUGGGAAGAGUCAACUCGAAUGGAACAAAAUCUACGUCGAGGAGUUACGGCAGGCCGUCAACGUCCUCAUGCAGAAUUUGGAAUCGAUGCCAGUCACGAAACGAUUGGAAAACGCAACGUACGGAGCUCGGGCACUUCAAAACAUGUCCGGAGUGGUGAAGCCUUUGUCGAGAAUCGACAAAGUCAGCGAAACGGACGACUCUACUUUGGCCAAGAGCCAUAUUAGCUUGAUGUUCACGAUAGAACUUGUCGUCCAGGAAGUGACAAAUAUCAAAAACGCCGAUGCCAAGCGCAAAGUGUACUGCACGAUGGAAAUGGACGGUGGCGAGAAAAUGGCGACAGAUGCGGUUCCCUCUACCGGAGCAAAAUGGGAUUGCCAAGCCGAUUUUCGCUCGAACCAGAUUCGGCCUUGUCUGAAAGUCAAAUUGUUUCAAAAGUCGAAGAACAAGCUGGCGAUUGAGGACAAAGAACUGGGUCGCGUUUUGAUCAAGCCUUUGCCAAACACGCCGACUUGUACGGAGUGGUACACGAUGUAUACAGGUCAAAAGAAUAAACCCGAAGCAGAUUGCGCUAGAAUACGACUUGGUAUUCGAAUCGACAAGCCUGCGAAUCUGAAACACUGUGGAUAUCUCUACGCUCAAGGAAAACAAGCUUGGAAGAAGUGGAAGAUGCGCUUUUUCGCUCUUGUCCAAGUUUCGCAGUACACAUUCGCCAUGUGUUCUUUUCAAGAAAGAAAGACAGAGCCUCAUGAAAUGGUCCAGCUGGAUGGAUUCACCGUAGAUUACAGUCUUCCAGAGCCAGGUCUUGAAGGAGGAAAUGUCUUUUUCAACGCGAUGAAGGAGUCGGAUUCGAUUAUCUUUUCUUGCCAAGACGACGAAGACCGCAAUUUAUGGGUUCAAGCAAUUUACCGCGCAACUGGACAGAGCUAUAAACCACAAAUCCCUUCCAAUAAUACGCCAAAGUUGAGACCCACAUCGAUCGAGGCAAUUUCCACCUCAAACGCGGCUACAACAAAUAGUUCAAGUUCAAGCAAAACGCUUCCGAAGAAUCCAUAUCUAGACGAGUUUAUUCAAAUUGAUCCGACUUCUUGCGAUCAAACGCUGCUUUUUGAAGAUCUUCUCCGGGAAACACUCAGGCAUCGGUUAAAUGACCAGUAUGCAUGUUUGGGAUGGCUCAGCCCUGGCCAACUUUUCCUCAUGGACGAAUACUGCGCUCGCUACGGCGUACGCGGCGUAAUUCGCCAAAUCCUGUAUCUGAACGAGCUACUGGAUCACGCGGAAAAGGGAUCAAUGAUUGACCCAACACUGCUGCAUUACUGCUACGCGUACAUUUCUUCCCACAACUUUGGCAACAGCCCUGAAGGAUACCAAACAGUCACGGUCAACGAAAUGGCGCAGUUCUACUCUGUCAGGGAGCGACUUCAGGCAUACUUGGAAUCUCAACUUGCGAACAUUCGAUAUUCAUUCCCAUUCGGCAGACCUGAGGGAGCACUGAAAGCGACUCUCUCCCUUCUGGAACGGGUUUUGAUGAACGACCUUUCAACCCAAGUCCCCGUGGAAGAAAUCAAAGGAAUCGUGACGGCGAAUUUGGAGAAAGCGGCGAAGUUGAAUUUUGCCCAAGUCCAACAGGAAUCACGCCUGGAGGCAGUUCUACAAGAAGGGAACAAGAUCUUAGAUUAUGACGUGAUCCUUUCCACCCCCGAAAAACGACUAGACGAGCUUGUUCAUCUUGCUGAGUUGUGUAUAGAAGUUCAUCAGCAAAAUGAAGAGUACCAUGCCGAGGGUCGCGAAGCAUUCACGUGGUUUCCGAUGGCAAUGCGAGACCAUAAUGAGCUUUUUUGGUUUCAAUUUUCGGUCGAGAUGGAUUUGAUCCUCGAAGCACAGCCUUCCGAUUGCUGGGACUCGUUUCCGCUUUUCCAGCUUCUGAAUGAUUUCUUUGCUUCAUCCGGUCACGUGCUGUUCAAAGGAAGAUUUCACAAGCAUCUCAUGGAUGUCUACGCGCCAAUGGUCAUUCGCUACAUAGAUCUAAUGGAAACUUCCAUCGCCCAGGCAGUUUAUCGGGGCCUUGAAAAUGAAACCUGGCAGCCUUGUCAAUACGGUUCUCAGACUACGGACGAUGUUUUAUGGAAGCUCGACGCGUUGCAAACCUUCAUUUUCGAUUUACACUGGCCUGAAGACGUUUUCGCGACGCAUUUGCAGAGUCGGCUGAAGGUCAUGGCGAAUGACAUGAUUCACUCGAUUAUAAAUAAUAUUUUGGAGAAGAUGGAGGUCUCUGGAAGAAAUUUGUCGAAAUCAUCGACAAUGCGAAUUCCAAUUUCCAUCAUCGUCAUGUUAAAUUCCGUCAACGACUGCCAAAAGCGCUUUCUCAAGCUUUGCGGCUCGACAGAAGCGAUGGUCAGUAGUGGAAUGAAGGGAAUCGACACGGAUGAAACGAUGGUUGACCUUGAAAACUGCCAGAAAAAUGCGGUUGGGACGAUUAUUGAAAGUCUGAUGAGAGUGAUGGAGACGACGCUGAAUAAACUUGGCAGAUAUGAUGAAGGGUCGUUGACCAAGACUUUCCUGAGCUUUACGAAGCCGAGUAUGGAUACGGCAAAUUCAUUUAUUCAGUUCAUUCGUCAAAAUCAAGACAUCAUCAGAGAAAAAAUCAACGAUGAAGAUGUCGUCGAAGAGUUUUUCAGCGAAUGGUACACAGCCUACCUCAAAGCCCUGAACGAGUGGCUCAAGACUCGCGCGGGCACUUCCCUAAAUGUGCACCAGCUCAAGUCGCUGAUAAAAAUAUUUAAAAAGAUGACAAAAGACUUCGAGCUCCAAGGAGUCCUCAAUGUUCGCGACGAGCCUUAUGGAAAUAUUGCUAAUCGCCUGAAAGUCGAAGAAGCAACAGCUUCCGUUACCCAAGGACCUUUGGGUGAAGGAGUUUCGAUGGAGGAUUCUGACGGAGAAGGAAGCUAG